Molecule: messenger RNA, 1508 nt
Organism: Vespa mandarinia (Asian giant hornet)
Lineage: Eukaryota; Metazoa; Arthropoda; Insecta; Hymenoptera; Vespidae
Product: transmembrane protein 216
Biological process (GO): non-motile cilium assembly
Cellular component (GO): ciliary transition zone
Source: RefSeq, a predicted model, not a curated record
AUAUAUAUAAGUUUGACAAAAUAUCAGGAUUAAUCUCACGCUUGUUAUUUGCUCAUUGAACGGUUUAUAAAAAAUAAAAGUAUUGUUGUUUUUAUAAAUAUUAUGUAGAUAUCUGAAAUAUGUUUCUUUCCACGAUUAUGGCAAUAUUGUAUGUGAGGUUUAACGGUUAAAAAUAAAGCAGUGCUAGACGCGAGGAAUAAAAAGGAGGUGUACAUAAAGUUAUACAAAUAUAACGUGUCAUUCCUCAUUUUCGCGAUCCCGCAAGUGAUUAAUAAAAAAGAAAACUAAAAAAAUUAUAAAACCUUGCGGUUUGAUAAUUCUCGAUAUAAAGAGAAAUUAAUCAAUUUCUAGUUCUAAAGAUAUACGUUCAGGAUGCAGAGAAAGUGACAAGUUAUUCUUAACCAAGUUAUUCUUUCUACUGCAAUAAAAUAUAAAAUAAAUGAACGAAGAUUGAUACCUUGUAGAACGAUCAUUUGGGUAUCCCUACCAAGGAAAACCCCUUUAGAAUGCCUACAGUAGUGAAUUCUUCCUUGACAUAUGAAAUUCUUAUGUACUUGAAUUCCUUUUAUUUUGGUAUGUUUGCUGUGUGCGAGUUGGGCAUGGGACUCUUCAAGGCUGCUAAUUUACCAUCUCCGGGCACAAGUACUACACUAACAGAGUUUGCGCUCUUAUUCUUCCUUAUAGUGACGGAGGGUGCCAGAAUCUAUCUAGGAAGGAAAGGAAAUUUAACAGAACGUGGCCUACCCAUUCUCAUUGGGAUUUUCUUAACGUUUCCUAGCUCUUUAGCAACUUUAUAUUUCUUAUUUUGGCAAAAUUAUGUGCUUAAAUUAGAAGUGAUCCUUUGUAGCAUACAAUUAGUCAUUUUAGCAUUGGAGCUUAUUAUCUCAAUCAUGUACCUUAUAGCUAUUUAUCGUCCUCCAUCUCCUAAAGAAUGAUCCAUGUAUAUUGGUUUUAAAACAUUAGCAUGUUGCACGUCAAAAGAACUUCAUCAUAUUUUGCACUUACUUCCAUAUUCAGUUUUAAAUGACCUCAUAUUUCUUAAGAAGGAACAAAAUUGUGUUUAACAAAACAUUCUGAAUGUCAAUGAUUUACUAUAGAUUAAAUUAGAUCCUUUGCUCCAUAUAGUUAUACGCGAAGAUUUCUAUAAACAAUCUUUUACAUUGUUUAAUUCUUAUUAUUAAAAGCCUCUUUUAUAAAUAAAACAAUUAACAAUGUAGAUAGUAUAUAAAUUAUUUUUGUAUAUGAUUCCAAAAAAAGGAUACUAAAGGUAGUAUUAAUAAAAACUGCAUUUCUCACUUAACUACAGAAAAUAUUUCAAAAACACAGUAUUGUCUUAUUCUAAAUACUACCUUUCUGAAUAUAUUAAUAUAUUUAUAGUAGUAUCAUCGAUAUUUUACUUAUAUAUUUUUAUGUAAAAUGCUAAUAUAAUGUAAAAUAAUAUUAUGUCUAUUCAAAGUAACUAUUAACGUAAAUUUUAUGAUUAUUCACAAUAUUUAGAAACAACAUCA